AUGCGCCGACUAUUGGGUCCACUGGUACCCAUCGAACGCAGCUUCUUUCGCAUUCCGCGCUUUUCGGCUCACAUUGCUGGUUUUUGGCCACAAUCAACUAAUCGGCAUCGUUCAUGGCUAACUGCUUUGCGUUUCUGCGUGAAUACCUUUGCCGUUGCCGUCGGUGGUUUCGGGGAGAUUUCUUACGGUUUCGUUUACUUGUACGAUCUUUUUAGCGCGCUCGAGGCUUUCUGUCCGGGAAUUACCAAGGUCAUUUCACUAUUGAAGAUGACCAUAUUUUUUGUGCGCCACAAGCGUUGGCAACAUGUGAUUAAUAGUAUGCACCAAUUGUUGUUGCUAGAUAUCAGCGCCGAAAAGCGCCGCAUCGUGGAUCCACUGGCCUCGUUUAGUUCCGCGUUGUCCUUUGUAUUGCUUCUAUCUGGUUCGCUAACGAAUACAUUUUUCAACAUUUUGCCGCUGCUGAAAAUGGGCUACUACAAGUGGCAGUCGCUGGAAGUGCAGCUGUUAUUGCCCUUCAAUGUUAUUUUGCCGGAAAUGUUCGUCAAUUGGCCAUUUUACCCAGCCACAUACCUGGUGCUGACGCUCUCCGGCGCCAUGACGGUUUUCACUUUUAGCGCAGUCGAUGGUUUCUUUCUCUGCGCCUGUAUGUAUACGAGUGCGUUGUUUCGCAUGUUGCAACAUGAUAUACGUAACGCAUUCGCUGAAUUGCAAGAACUGGAGCACUCAACGUUGGCGCAAAAUAUGCGGAUACAGCAUCGAUUGGCGGUGCUCGUUGAGCGCCACAACAAAAUCAUCGAUCUAUGCAGCGAUUUCGCUUCGGAAUUUUCACUCAUCAUCUUGAUGCAUUUCCUUUCGGCAUCGCUGGUGUUGUGCUUCAGCAUUUUGGAUUUGAUGUUGAACUCCUCUUCUAUAGGCGUUUUGACGUACAUAUGCUACAGCAUCGCCGCUUUAACUCAACUGAUUCUUUAUUGCAUCGGCGGCACUUAUGUCAGCGAGAGCAGCCUAAAAGUUGCUGAGGUCAUAUAUGACACCGAUUGGUAUAAGUGCGAUGUGCGCACGCGUCGCAUGUUGUUGAUGAUGAUUUGCCGCGCACAGAAGGCGAAAACUAUUCAGGUGCCAUUUUUUACGCCAUCGCUGCCAGCUUUUCGUUCGAUUGUCAGCACAGCUGGUUCUUAUAUAACACUUCUAAAAACAUUCCUUUGAGCAUCGAAUCCACUCCAUUCAAACGCUUUAGUGGGAACGAUCACAAAUUUAUUAAUUAAACACACAUGG
Molecule: messenger RNA, 1272 nt
Organism: Bactrocera oleae (olive fruit fly)
Lineage: Eukaryota; Metazoa; Arthropoda; Insecta; Diptera; Tephritidae
Gene: Or22c
Product: Odorant receptor 22c
Biological process (GO): sensory perception of smell; detection of chemical stimulus involved in sensory perception of smell
Cellular component (GO): plasma membrane
Molecular function (GO): olfactory receptor activity; odorant binding
Source: RefSeq, a predicted model, not a curated record